GCCUUUACUCUCCGUGGAUCGAUUUCUCUUCGCGGACGGCGGAUUGCCCAAACCUCGACUACCGCCGUCAUCGCCGACUGCUCUCUCCCUCUCUAUCUCUCUCAGAUUCGUCGAGAUGUUCCUCACCAGGACCGAAUACGAUCGAGGUGUCAACACUUUCUCUCCCGAGGGGAGGUUGUUCCAGGUCGAGUACGCCAUCGAGGCCAUCAAGUUGGGCUCGACUGCCAUUGGGUUGAGGACGAAGGAAGGCGUAGUGCUUGCGGUCGAGAAGCGCGUGACCUCGCCCUUGCUGGAACCAAGCAGUGUAGAGAAGAUUAUGGAGAUUGAUGAGCACAUAGGUUGUGCAAUGAGUGGACUGAUAGCUGAUGCACGAACUCUUGUAGAGCAUGCCCGUGUUGAAACUCAGAAUCAUAGGUUUUCAUAUGGUGAGCCUAUGACUGUUGAGUCCACUACCCAAGCACUGUGUGAUCUUGCUCUUCGAUUUGGUGAAGGAGAUGAAGAGUCCAUGUCACGACCUUUUGGGGUAUCUCUUCUGAUUGCUGGUCAUGACGAACAUGGACCCAGCUUGUACUACACAGAUCCGUCUGGCACAUUCUGGCAGUGCAAUGCGAAAGCAAUUGGUUCAGGAUCCGAAGGAGCUGAUAGCUCUCUUCAAGAGCAGUACAACAAGGAUCUAACCCUUCAAGAAGCUGAAACCAUAGCACUUUCCAUCUUGAAGCAAGUCAUGGAAGAAAAGGUGACUCCAAAUAAUGUGGACAUUGCAAAGGUAGCUCCCACUUAUCAUCUCUAUACACCUUCUGAGGUGGAAGCUGUCAUUGCUCGCCUAUAAAAUGUUUGGCGAUGUACUCUUCCUCGCCCAUUUUUCUCUCCAUCUCAACAUAUUUGCCAGAGUACGCACCAUUAUUUGCUUGGAUGCUGUUAGUACUUGUGUUUUGGUUGCUUAGUAAUGGAAUUAUCAUUCAGUAAACAACUCUGUGAAUGAUCGAACUGCUACUUUUGUUUCUUAAGAGAAAACAAGUAUUCAAGCUUUGACGGCUGGUGAAAUGUCAUGGUAUUGCCUGUUGUAAUUUUGAUUUUUGGGACGAAUGGAUUUCUCGUUGUGUUAA
Messenger RNA from Musa acuminata subsp. malaccensis (wild Malaysian banana), 1106 nucleotides. Its product is annotated as proteasome subunit alpha type-5. The record is from RefSeq and is a predicted model, not a curated record. Gene Ontology annotation, biological process: proteasome-mediated ubiquitin-dependent protein catabolic process. NCBI's taxonomy places the organism in Eukaryota, Viridiplantae, Streptophyta, Magnoliopsida, Zingiberales, Musaceae. Gene Ontology annotation, cellular component: nucleus; proteasome core complex; proteasome core complex, alpha-subunit complex.